Molecule: messenger RNA, 348 nt
Organism: Colletotrichum fioriniae
Lineage: Eukaryota; Fungi; Ascomycota; Sordariomycetes; Glomerellales; Glomerellaceae
Source: RefSeq, a predicted model, not a curated record
AUGCCGCGCAGAAAGUUGCCUGACGCGAAGGACCGCCGGAAGCGCCAGAAUGCUGACGCUCAGCGCGCAUAUCGCGCGAGGCAGAAGACCAAGGUUCGACAUCUGGAGCAGAUGGUCGCCGCUGCGUGGGUAACACAGGAACCAGCAACGCAAGAGUGCGUCAAGGAGGUUCCGAUCUGCCCUCCUACUCGCUAUGCGGUGGCCGAGUCAUCAAACUGCAAGGUGGAGACGUAUACUGCUUCAUGCAACCUUACAGCUUCGGACAUUUACCGGGCGUUGCUAUCCCUCUCGGCGCAUGAAAACAGGAAAGGUUGGGGCAUCAUGUGCCUUGUCGCUGCCAUCGCGUGA